Messenger RNA from Aspergillus affinis, 558 nucleotides. RefSeq lists its product as uncharacterized. The transcript has a single exon. The record is from RefSeq and is a predicted model, not a curated record. NCBI's taxonomy places the organism in Eukaryota, Fungi, Ascomycota, Eurotiomycetes, Eurotiales, Aspergillaceae. Bases 1 to 558 code for a protein of 185 amino acids.
AUGAGACUUUCUCAAACCUUUACUCUCGCCUUCGCCGCAGGCCUCAGCCUUGCCCCCGGUGCCCUCGCUGUCCUCGGCACCUCCUGUGUCAAGGCCGUCAACGCCAUGCAGCAACUCCCCUUUGACAUCCUGACCCAUGUUCAGGAACACUCCUGCGAGGCUGGCUGCAAACCCAAGCUCAGCCACUGGAGCAAAUUCGGCAAAAAGGAAGUCAUGGAGCCCAUCGUCGAGGAAGGAGCCAAGCGCAACAACUUGAAGGAGGGCAAACAAGCCAUGGUCGACUAUCUCGAUGCGGUUUUCCAGAGCGUGGAAUCCCAAUGCCAGGAUCAGAUCGAGAGCAAGCACUUUUGCGAAGACUCCGACCAAAUGAACCCGUUCUUGGAAUGCGCCCGGAAGGAAAUCAAUGCCUCUUCUGCUCGUGAGCUCCCUCGAUUGACUAAGCAUAUGAACGACGACUCGUGCGAGAAGAUCGAGAAGUAUGCGAAGAGCCCUGAGUUGUGGGAUGAGGAUUUUCCCAAGCAUUUCCAGCGCUAUGUGGAGCGCUGCGAUGAGCUAUAA